This is a messenger RNA of Argentina anserina (silverweed cinquefoil), 1908 nucleotides long. RefSeq names its product probably inactive receptor-like protein kinase At2g46850. The coding region runs from base 1 to 1908 and encodes 635 amino acids. Gene Ontology annotation, biological process: protein phosphorylation. The transcript is spliced from 3 exons. The record is from RefSeq and is a predicted model, not a curated record. Gene Ontology annotation, molecular function: polysaccharide binding; protein kinase activity; ATP binding. NCBI's taxonomy places the organism in Eukaryota, Viridiplantae, Streptophyta, Magnoliopsida, Rosales, Rosaceae.
AUGUUACAUCUAUCAUCUCUAGCUUCCUUUCUUCUCCUUAGCCUCUUUAUGUUCUCAACCAUUUCUCAUUCUCUCCAGGAACAACACCAGCUACCGCAACCAAACUUGUGCCAUGAAAAAUGUGGAGACCUUCAAAUCCCCUUCCCAUUUCACUUGAACAAAUCCUGUUCAUCACUCUCUGAUGUUUUCCAUCUCUCUUGCCUCAACUCAACCUCCCUUUUCCUCAACAUUGGCUCUGAAAGCUACCGCAUCCUCGAACUCUUCUCUGAUGGUUUGCUAGUGGAUUUUCCAGGCUCCUCUUCCUACUGCCGCCAGUACAAUGACUUGAACUUGUUUGACUUCUUGGGAAACGACCACUUUGGCCUCUCUGCUGACAAUGUCAUAGGCCUCUAUGAUUGUGAGGACUCUUCUCUGUGCAAAACUGAAUGUGAAACCAUUGACUUGCCUGGUUGUGAUGGCAAUGAAAGCCAUGGCUCUCCUGCUUGCUGCUACCCUCUUUCUGAUCACAGCUUGUGGCAUCUUGGUGACAAGUUCUCAGUGUUUUCCAAAUUUGGGUGCAGGGGCUUUUCAAGUUGGGUUGUUCAGAGAGGGUCCAACAUGGGAAAGAGAGGGGUAAAGUUGGAAUGGGCAGUGCCAAGAAACUCAUCCAAGGGGGUUUGUGCUACCAAUGGUUACAUAAUCAAUGCCACAUCAAUUCAAGCAGGGGUUAGAUGUGCUUGUCAAGAUGGGUUCAUUGGUGAUGGGUUUGCAACUGGGGAAGGAUGCAUCAUAUCCUGCAUCAAGGACAGAAAGGAAGCAUACGGCGUUGAUUGCUUCGAAAAAGGGCAUAGUAGCAAGAAACUUGUAGUUAUAGCAGGAGUUCUUGCUGCCCUCUUCAUCAUAGCCUCAUUGAUGGCACUUCUAUAUCUACUAAAAAGGCCUGUUAAACCGGGAACGUGUGAUCCAGCUCAGAAAGUUCAGUUUCACAGCAGCAUAUCAUUCCGAAAAGCUAGCAAGACUCAGCUAUUCACUUACCAUGAGCUAGAGGAAGCUACCAAAGCAUUUGACGAGGAUCAAAAGCUUGUAAGUGGAAAUAAUGGCACAAUCUAUGCUGGGGUUCUCGGGGAUGGAUCCCACAUUGCUGUGCACAAGGUAGAUUGUGAGAAUGAAAAAGACUUGAUUCAAGUCAUAUCACAAAUUGAGGCUUUGUCUGAUAUUUUACACCGGAAUAUAGCCCGGUUUCUUGGCUGCUGUAUUGACUUGGCCUACACUCCACUACUGGUGUAUGAAUAUCCUGCAAAAGGUACCCUCGAGGAUCAUUUACACCGAACAGGAGGACAACAUGUUGCUCUUGACUGGUACAAGAGGUUAAGCAUUGCUGCUGAAACAGCAAGUGUUCUUGCCUUUUUGCAGUACGAGAUGUCUCCUCCCAUUUUCCACUGUGAUCUCAAGUCCGGUUAUAUCUUCAUUGAUGAUGAAUUUUCUAGUAAACUCUCUGGUUUCGGACUACUGGUUACGAGUCAUGAAGAAAGCUCGGGUGUUCAAAGAACAGAUGUUUAUGCUUUAGGUGUGGUGCUUAUUGAGAUGAUUGCAGGCUCAAACUGCUUGGACUUGCCAAUAGCCCUGCAAAAGAUAAGAGGUGGCAAGCUAGAAGAGAUUGUGGAUCCACUUCUUUACUAUCAUGAACAACCUUCCUAUCGCCGUGAGCAAAUAGAAACAGUUGCAGACCUUGCAAUGAGGUGUUUGUUGUUUGGUGGAGAUGGAAAGCUAGGAAUAUAUGAUGUUGCCAAGGAAUUAGUACAUAUCAGAAGAGAGAGCAGUGGUGGAGGUAGCAAGAGAGGGCCUGCACUUGAGGAAACUUUUUCGAACUCCAGCCUCCUUCAGAUGAUAUCAAUGUCUCCAGAUUCAGCAUAUAUGCCUAAGCAUUGA